Molecule: messenger RNA, 297 nt
Organism: Necator americanus (New World hookworm)
Lineage: Eukaryota; Metazoa; Nematoda; Chromadorea; Rhabditida; Ancylostomatidae
Exons: 1
Coding region: 1-297 (98 amino acids)
Source: RefSeq, a predicted model, not a curated record
AUGACCAAAACCCAACAUAAAAAGGUUGACUACCUAAAGGGAGCGGGGAAUCAUUGGAAACAGCUCUCCAUUUCGUUACGGCGAACUACCUUAGAGUGUCGAUCUGAAAUUCUUUGCUCACUCGGUGUCGAUAGGCAACUCAUCCGAGGUGUAAAAUUUCGCGAGAUUUGGAACAGUGAUGAAUGGAUUGAUUCUGUGCAGGCUCUGGCCGGAUUGAAAAGGAUGGGCAAAGCUGUGUUCAAUGGCGAUGGGUUCAAGGCUCGGCGAAAAUCAUCGUGUAAUACCAGUCCACCGUAG